GGUACAGUCGCAUAUGCCAUGCUAAAAAGGGCAAAAGUUCCUCUGUGUGUCUGGGAGAAGGAUAAACCAGCUCCUGAGUGCCCUCGCCCGCUGGUGGCCAGAACGUCUGCCCCAGCGGCGUCUCGCCCACGAUAAUUCAUCCCCCCGCCAAGGCCGAGAAAACCCUCCUCUUCCCUCGGAAGGGUCCUUUACGCUGUCUGACUCGGCGCCGCGCGUCCCACCCGGACUUACCAGCCUAAAGCGUCCGCGGGGACCAGGCUUGGCGAUAAGGGGCGGAGCCAACCCCUCCCAGGGCCCGCCCCUGGGCUGCGUGGCUGGGGGAUUGGAUGCUUCGGAAGGCCGCCUUCAGGGCUGUCCCGGGCUGGACCGGUGGUAGGGGCGCAGGUGCGGGGUGCGGGGGACUCCCGCCGGGGAAGUUGGGGGGACCCUGCGCCCGAGUGACCUCUAAGGCGGGGUUGCCCGCAGGAAUUGGGGCGCCCUAGAGCGCCGCAAGCUUGUGGUUUCUCGUGGCGGAGAGGGAUCUUUCUGAGCUCGCUGGAAUUCCGAGAGCGUUUGGGAAACUUCUCCCCCCUCCUCCUUGCUCCCUACUUUCGCGUGGAAAAGCAGUUGCUGGGUUGUUUUAGUUCCUCUCCCGAUCGGACUCUGUAAAAAUAGCCGUGCGCCCUCGGCCUUCCGGCUGCCCCGGGCCGGGUGUGAACCUAAAAAUACCCGGCGGUUUGGAGCCUGUGCUCCGGGUGCCGGCGGGUCCGGCCGGGCCGCAGAGGGCGUCUGGAGACCAGAGAAACGGAGGCCGCCUGGCCCCUCGCCUGGGCCAGGCUGUCCCUUUAAAUCCUGGAGGAGGCAAAGAGAAAAAAGGAAAGAAAGAAAAAAGACGCGGAGCCCUGAGCGACUGGUGGCUCUGCCCGGCCCCCCACUCCGCCCCCGCGCCGCGUCCAGCCGGCAGCCCGCCGCCUCCGCGGGUCUGGGGAGCCCCCCGCAGCGCCGCCCACCGCCACAGUUACUGUCAAUACAGACAUUCAGCGGAGCCCGGGAGGUGGAGCCGCAGCAAGUGCAUGUGUGGCAGGCGGGGAGGGAGUGCAGGGGAGGGGGCGGGCGCGAGGGAGAGGCGACCACAGACAUCCGGGCCCUUAAGCCCAGUGCGCCCCCCGAGCGGGUGGCGCGGGCAGCGGGGACGCCCGGCGCGGGGCGCGGGGCUGACAGCAGCGGCGGAGGCGGGGCCCCAGGAGGGCGGGGGCCCGGCGCGGGGAGGAGGAGCCGCCGGGGAGCCGCUCGGUUCCACACCCGCCGGCGCAGCCCCGCCACGAGACUCUGACAGCCGCGGGCCCGCGCUGCUCCCCGGCGCACCGGGACGGACCGGCCGCGGCGGCGGCGGAGGAGGACGCGAGGACCGCGGCCCGGCGCCAAGUGCGGGAGGCGCGCGGUGGCUGUGGCGGCGCGCAGAGGUCCCCUCUGAGGCAGCUGGGCUCUCAGGAGGCCUCACCACCCCUGAGGAGUGGGCCCGCCAGCAAAGCUGGAAGGGAUGGCGUGGAGCCCUCCCAGGGCCUGAGGAGAGCGUGUAACCCACAGCCCGUUGGACCCGGAGCCUCUAAGUCAGUGGGGGGCUGCACCAGCCGGGAGACAAGAAGAAUGGAUGCUUCGGCCCCUGGCGACAUGCACACGGUGUAAUGACAGGCUCAGGGUCGGCACUCCACAAAAUCAAGUUCUCCUAUGCCCAGCCCACUCCAAAGAAUGAAUUACAUAAUUUCUGCCUUCCGGGGGUGUUUCUGAGACUCAAGUGAGAUCGGGAAAUGAGCAGGUUUGCAGAGAAACUACUGGCCUGAAAUUUAAGACAAAGGCGUUGUUGCUUGGCUCUGGCUGAGACCAUGGCCAAUGGCAUUGACGAGCUCAUCGGCAUUCCCUUCCCCAACCACAGCAGCGAGGUUCUGUGUAGCCUGAACGAGCAGCGGCACGAUGGCCUGCUCUGCGACGUGCUGCUGGUGGUGCAGGAGCAGGAGUACCGCACCCACCGCUCCGUCCUGGCGGCCUGCAGCAAGUACUUCAAAAAGCUCUUCACAGCCGGCACCUUAGCCAGCCAGCCCUAUGUCUACGAGAUCGACUUUGUCCAGCCAGAGGCCCUGGCCGCCAUCCUCGAGUUCGCCUACACCUCCACGCUCACCAUCACCGCCUCCAACGUCAAGCACAUCCUCAACGCCGCCAGGAUGCUGGAGAUCCAGUGCAUCGUCAACGUGUGCCUGGAGAUUAUGGAGCCUGGCGGGGACGGCGGGGAGGAGGACGACAAGGAGGACGACGACGAUGAUGAGGAUGAUGAUGACGAGGAGGAUGAGGAGGAGGAAGAGGAGGAAGAGGAUGAGGAAGAGGAUGACGAUACGGAGGAUUUCGCUGAUCAAGAAAACUUGCCUGACCCCCAGGACAUCAGCUGCCACCAGAGCCCUUCCAAGGCGGACCAUCUCACUGAGAAGGCCUAUGCGGACACACCCAGGGACUUCCCGGACUCCUUCCAAGCCAGCAGCCCUGGCCAUCUGGGCGUUAUCCGGGACUUCUCCAUUGAAUCUCUGCUGAGGGAGAAUCUGUACCCCAAAGCCAACAUCCCCGACAGGAGACCCUCCUUAUCUCCCUUUGCCCCAGACUUCUUCCCACACCUCUGGCCAGGGGACUUUGGUGCCUUUGCCCAGCUGCCCGAGCAGCCCAUGGACAGUGGGCCCCUGGACCUGGUCAUCAAGAAUCGGAAGAUCAAGGAAGAGGAGAAGGAGGAGCUGCCCCCACCCCCGCCCCCACCCUUCCCGAAUGACUUCUUCAAGGACAUGUUCCCGGACCUUCCCGGGGGGCCGCUGGGCUCCAUCAAGGCGGAGAAUGACUAUGGUGCCUAUCUCAACUUCCUGAGUGCCACCCACCUGGGGGGGCUCUUUCCACCCUGGCCCCUGGUGGAGGAGCGCAAGCUGAAGCCCAAGGCCUCUCAGCAGUGCCCCAUCUGCCAUAAAGUCAUCAUGGGGGCCGGUAAGCUGCCGCGGCACAUGCGGACCCACACCGGGGAGAAGCCAUACAUGUGCAACAUCUGCGAGGUCCGCUUUACCAGGCAGGACAAGCUGAAGAUCCACAUGCGGAAGCACACGGGGGAGCGGCCCUACCUGUGCAUCCACUGCAACGCCAAGUUCGUGCACAACUACGACCUCAAGAAUCACAUGCGCAUCCACACGGGCGUGCGGCCCUACCAGUGCGAGUUCUGCUACAAGAGCUUCACGCGCUCCGACCACCUGCACCGCCACAUCAAGCGCCAGAGCUGCCGCAUGGCACGGCCGCGGCGGGGCCGCAAGCCCGCCGCCUGGAGGGCCGCCAGCCUGCUCUUCGGGCCCGGGGGCCCGGCCCCGGAGAAGGCGGCCUUCGUGAUGCCCCCGGCGCUGGGCGAGGUGGGCGCCCACCUGGGCGGGGCCGCCAUGUGCCUGCCGGGCCCCAGCCCCGCCAAGCACUUCCUGGCGGCGCCCAAGGGCGCGCUGAGCCUGCAGGAGCUCGAGCGGCAGUUCGAGGAGACGCAGAUGAAGCUGUUCGGGCGCGCCCAGCUGGAGGCCGAGAGGAACGCAGGCGGCCUCCUGGCCUUCGCGCUGGCCGAGAACGUGGCCGCCUCCAGGCCCUACUUCCCGCUGCCUGACCCGUGGGCCGCGGGCCUGGCUGGCCUCCCCGCGCUCGCCGGCCUCAAUCACGUGGCCUCCAUGUCUGAAGCCAACAACUAGGCUGGUCCUGUCUGCCCCGGCCCAGCUGCGCCGGCCUCUCUCCCAGCGGGCCCACCUGCCCCAUCCAGCGGAUCGGAACUUAUUCCAAAAUCACAAAGAAAGAGAUGAAAUAUCUGUCAGCAGCAAUGGUAUUUCCCGGGCCUCCUGCGGCAGCUGCCUCCCUUUUGCUUCUGUCUGAGAUGGGCAUCUCCCCUCAGCGGGGCCAGCCUCUCCCUGACUGUCUGGCUCUCAUAGGGGACUCACAGGGUCCCAGCCUCAGAGGAGGCCCCACGCUGGGUGCCCCAAGCACUCCCAGCUGUGCCUGCAGGGAGGAGGCUGGGCCAGAGGCAAACCAGAUGCAGCAGAUGAGGGGAGGGGCCUGGGCACACCCCUGGCUGAGCCCCACAGCCUAAGGCAGAGUCCCUGUGGACACUGCUCUGGUGGGUCCUGUUGGCAGGGAGGCCUCCUGGAGUCCGGAGCGAGUCUCCUGGAGUCCGAGCCCAUUUUUUCCUCACCGUCCUGUGACCUCGAACGGGUCAGCUUUCUGUACCCCAGUUUCACACUCCUAUGAAGGGGGGCUGGUGAUUUAGUUUUUCCUCUCCCACCACCCACCCACUUGCACAUGCCUGUUCCUCCAGCAGCGGGUGAAAAUGGCUGGAAUAUGGGAGUUAGUUUUAUCACAUCCACCUCUGUAUUCGCACAGGUGAGACGUGUGGCCAAACUAGGACCGGUGACAGGGAGAGGGCUGGGUGGGGAUUGGCCACAGGCCACAGGCAGCUUUGGGGAAGACCACACAUUCCCCUCUGUUCUCUGGGCAGCCUGCUGUGCAUGCCUGCGAUGACGUUAGCAUCUACCCCACCUCCACGCACCACCUCCAAAGCUGCAGGGCAAGCAUGUCAAACUCGCAGCCUGAGGGCCACAUGCCUCUUUAUUUGGCCUGUGUUCGCCUUUGAGUUUGACAUGCUUGCUGUAGGGAGUCCUGAGGUCAACACAGAAGGGAUGGGGACCCCGUCUUAACACCGGUCAACUGCCUGCCUCUACUUUGAUCCCCGGAAAUAGACCAAACUCCUGGUUCCCCCGGUUUAUCUGUUUGCUUUUCAAGUUGUGGGUUUCCCUUGGCUGCAUUUGAACACCCUCGACCCUUCCCUCCAGGGAUGAAGCUGGGGUGUGGCUCCCCUCAGGGCAGGGAGGCUGAGCCUAGGCUCCAACAUGGGUCUGACGGGCUCUGUGAGGUGGGCUGUCCACACACUCUCCCUGGUUCUCGAGUUUGUAGCAGGUCCUGAGAAGGAAGACAGCUCUGCUGGCCCAGUGCCUUCCUGCUCUCUCCCCUCUCCUGCCUUCCCUCCCUUUCCUUGCUGAGUUUGCUUUUGCUUCCCAGUAGCCAGGAAAGGAGGAGCAUUCAUCCACACAGGCUGAUGCUCCCACCCCGGGAGCUGUGGGCCCCGAGACCUUACUCUUCUUCUCGCCUUGGCUUCUUCCUGCAAACACAACGAACAAAAAGGCCAGAGAAGACCACGGACUCUGUCACGCCCCCAGCUCCCCAGAAGAGACCCCUGACGCCACACCAGACGCCCUCAGAUGCCAUUAUGCCCAGAGGGGAUUGAUUGCUUUGGACACCCUCUUAUCUUCACAGCCACUGCUUGGGCAGCCACCUCUUAGAUUUCUGUCUCCUUUCCUGACACUUGCUGACAUGCCAUGUCCCCCCACAAGCCAGGGGAUUGGGGCUGACCCAAACUUUAAAAGAAAACAAGGGAAAUGAACUAAUUGGAAUCCAGUGGUAUCGGGCUUUUGUUUUUAUUUGUAAAGGUAACGCCUUCUUAUAAACUCCGUUUUUUCAGAUGA
Myotis myotis is the source of this 5546-nucleotide messenger RNA. RefSeq names its product zinc finger and BTB domain containing 7C (gene ZBTB7C). Gene Ontology annotation, biological process: regulation of transcription by RNA polymerase II. Lineage: Eukaryota; Metazoa; Chordata; Mammalia; Chiroptera; Vespertilionidae. The coding region runs from base 1863 to 3725 and encodes 620 amino acids. Gene Ontology annotation, molecular function: RNA polymerase II cis-regulatory region sequence-specific DNA binding; protein binding; DNA-binding transcription factor activity, RNA polymerase II-specific. The record is from RefSeq and is a predicted model, not a curated record. The transcript is spliced from 6 exons.